Messenger RNA from Paramisgurnus dabryanus, 7043 nucleotides. NCBI's taxonomy places the organism in Eukaryota, Metazoa, Chordata, Actinopteri, Cypriniformes, Cobitidae. The record is from RefSeq and is a predicted model, not a curated record.
CCCACGUAGCCAUUUUGCGUUUCCUGGACAAAAAAGGGGAUAGAUGGAAAGACAAUCAGGCACGGAGUAAAAUACAGUCUGGAAAUUAUACAGAUAAUCAUAAGUUUGGAUGUAACACUGCAAUAUGAUAGAAGCGGGAGCGGGCGAGCAGUUACACCAGCCGCGGCCCGUCAUAAAAGUGCAAACAGUUAGCUAACUCGCUAACGAACCGUUAGCGAGAGAUAAAGAGUUCAUAGACAUUCAUGACAUUUAUAGUUAUUUAAUUCAGCACUGUUUCGCGCUCUGAGGCGGACGUCGAUAGAAUUAUGGACGGUUUGUUGGUCUGAAACGUCGUUGCGGGCAACAACAAACGGCGCGGGUUUUGCGGAGAAAGCCGGAUAACCGUUUCCUCGCAGGGUAUAAAGAAGAGGAUCGCGGCACGCCACGGACUCAGUCAUGCCUGCCAGUGUGCGUACUGGAACCCUAAAGGACUCCGAGGUGGCUGAGCUCUUCUACAGAGAUGAUCCUGAGAAACUCUUCACUGAUCUCAGAGAGAUCGGGCAUGGCAGCUUCGGGGCCGUGUACUUCGCUCACGAUGUGCGUUCGAAUGAAGUGGUGGCCAUCAAGAAGAUGUCAUUCAGUGGCAAGCAGUCCAAUGAGAAAUGGCAGGACAUCAUAAAAGAGGUGAAGUUCCUACAGAAGCUCAGACACCCCAAUACCAUUGAAUAUAAAGGGUGCUACCUCAGAGAGCACACGGCAUGGCUGGUGAUGGAAUACUGUUUAGGAUCAGCCUCUGAUCUUUUAGAGGUGCAUAAGAAGCCUCUACAAGAGGUGGAAAUAGCUGCUAUUACCCAUGGUGCACUACAGGGCCUCGCCUACCUUCACUCUCAUAACAUGAUACACAGAGAUGUGAAGGCAGGUAAUAUACUGCUGUCUGAGCCUGGUCAGGUCAAGCUUGGAGAUUUUGGCUCCGCCUCUAUCGUUUCUCCUGCCAACUCUUUUGUGGGCACUCCAUACUGGAUGGCUCCUGAAGUGAUCCUGGCCAUGGACGAGGGGCAGUAUGACGGGAAGGCGGACGUCUGGUCUCUAGGCAUCACCUGCAUUGAACUAGCUGAAAGGAAGCCACCCUUGUUCAAUAUGAAUGCAAUGAGUGCCUUAUACCAUAUUGCGCAAAACGAAAGCCCUGUCCUGUCAUCAAACCACUGGUCGGACUACUUCCGUAACUUUGUGGACUCUUGUCUUCAAAAGAUCCCUCAGGACAGGCCUACCUCAGAUGUGCUGCUCAAUCACCAUUUUGUGGGUCGAGAGCGCCCCCAUUCUGUAGUGAUGGAUCUGAUCACUCGCACCAAAGAUGCUGUGCGAGAGUUGGACAACCUGCAGUACAGGAAAAUGAAAAAGAUCCUCUUUCAGGAAACUCAUAAUGGCCCUACACAAGAGGGAGGAGAGGAAGAAGAGGAAGCAGAGCCAUACUUGCAGACGGGCACUGUGAACAGUAUGGAGAGCUCUCAGUCUGUGCCGUCUAUGUCCAUAAGCGCCAGCUCUCAGAGUUCCUCGGUCAACAGUUUGGCUGACGGUUCGGACGACAGUGCGGAGAUGGCCAUGAUGCAGGAGGGAGAACAGACUGUUACCUCUAAUAGCUCCAUCAUUCACCGUCCCACUGCUCGUGAUAACAUCUACGACGACCCUUAUCAGCCUGAGAUGGAGUCACAGCAGCCACCAUCGUCGGCCGCCCGGAGGAGGGUGCAACGGAACCGAGAUCAUUUUGCAACCAUUCGCACGGCCUCUCUGGUUACCAGACAGAUACAGGAGCAUGAACAAGGUUCAGCUCUAAGGGAGCAGAUGUCUGGAUACAAGCGCAUGAGGAGGCAGCACCAGAAACAACUGCUGGCUCUAGAGAACAAACUCAAAUCUGAGAUGGACGAGCACCAGCUCAGACUGGACAAAGAGCUGGAGACUCAGAGAAACAACUUUGGCGGUGAAGCUGACAAGCUGAGUAAGAAACACCAGGCCAUCCUAGAAAAAGAGAUCAAAGCUGCUCAGACAGAAGAGAAGAAGUUUCAGCAGCACAUUCUGAACCAGCAGAAGAAAGAACUCAGCAGUCUUCUGGAUUCACAAAAACGACAGUACAGGCAACGCAAGGAACAGCUUAAAGAGGAGCUGAGUGAGAACCAGUCCACACCGAAGCGAGAGAAGCAGGAAUGGUUGGUGCGUCAGAAAGAGUGCAUGCAGCAGGUCCAGGCUGAGGAGGAGGCAGGGUUGUUACGGCGACAGAGGCAGUAUUACGAGCUUCAGUGCCGACAGUACAAGAGGAAGAUGCUUUUGGCCAGACACAAUCUGGAACAGGACCUGCUCAGAGAGGACCUAAACAAGCGCCAGACACAGAAGGAUUUAGAGUGUGCAAUGUUGUUGAGACAUCAUGAGACCACUCAGGAGCUGGAGUUCAGGCAGCUGGCGCUUGUUCAGCACACUCGGGCCGAACUGAUCCGCACUCAGCACCAGAGCGAGCUGGCCAAUCAGAUGGAGUACAAUAAGCGUCGUGAGCAGGAACUACGCCAGAAACACGCCGUGGAGGUCCGCCAGCAACCCAAGAGCCUAAAGACGAAAGAGCUGCAGAUAAAGCGUCACUUCCAAGACACCUGCAAGAUUCAGACCAGGCAGUACAAAGCCCUAAGAAACCACCUGCUGGAGACCACGCCCAAAUCGGAGCAUAAAAACGUGCUGAAGAGACUCAAAGAGGAGCAGACGCGUAAACUGGCCAUCCUGGCUGAGCAAUACGACCAUUCCAUCAAAGAUAUGCUGUCCACACAGGCUGUGAGUAAGUUGCGAUUGGAUGAGACGCAGGAGGACGAGUACCGAGCGCUUCGCAUGCAGCUGCAGCAGGAGUUGGAGCUCCUGAACGCAUAUCAAAGCAAAAUAAAGAUGCACACAGACACACAACACGAGCGAGAGGUCAAAGACUUGGAGCAGAGGGUGUCUAUCCGAAGAGCUCUUCUUGAACAAAGGAUCGAGGAGGAAAUGUUAUCUCUCCAGAAUGAACGUUCUGAGCGGAUACGGGCUCUGCUUGAGCAUCAGGCUCGAGAAAUCGAGUCCUUCGACUCUGAAAGCAUGCGUCUGGGCUUUAGCAACAUGGCUUUAAGUGGAAUACCUGCCGAGGCGUACAAUCAAGGUUACUCCAACCCUCCCUCCUCGGGGUCCGGUGGCUGGCCAUCCCGUCCCGUGCCACGCUCGGGCAGCCAGUGGAGUCACGGCGUCCAAAACUCUGCCGCGCCGCCAUCCUGGCGGAGUCAGAACAGCACAGCCGGGUUCGGUCGAGCGGACCACGUCUCCGUCCGCGAGAGAGAACGAGAGAGGGAUUUGGAUGGAAUGGGCGUCCGUGGCCACCCCAGCUCUCGAUCUUCUGUUGCUGCUGCGCCGUCGUCGUCGUCUUCUUCUUCAUCGUCAUCACAUCAUCAUCAUCAUCAACUUCGCUACGUGCCACAACAGUACCACCACCAGAGCACACCGCAUCUAUACCGGGAUACAAGAGAGCGAGAGUGGGGUGGUGGUGGUAGCGGUGGUGGAGGAAGUGGGGGAAGUGGUGGGAGUCAUCACUCAUCUUCAUCUCAUGGCCACUCACAUCACUUCUCCUCCCAUGCCUCAUCUCAGUCCCUGGCUCUUCUCCCACCACCUCCUCCUCCUCCACCCAUUUCGUUUUCCUCCUCCUCUCCACAAUCCUCCUCCUCCUCAUCUUCCUCUCAAAGUGGCUACGGAGGAAGGGUCGAAGGGUUGGCUGUGAGAGGCCCCAAUCUGAUGGCCCUCAGGAACAGUCCAGGACCUCUUCGGAGGACCGCGUCGGGUGGUGGCGGCGGGUCAGGUGGAGACGGAGGUUUAAGUCGGAGUACGUCAGUGACGUCACACAUCUCUAAUGGAUCCCACCUUUCUUACUCAUAGAGGGGUCUCAAAAGGAAGAUGCAGGUGCAGUUUAGCGUAUUUCUGAGGGGUGUGUUAGAGUUUAACGUGUGCUUCACCUUCAGAGAUCAAGUUAGAGAAACAAUACUCGGGUAUUGUUUAUUGUUACAAGGAAAAAUCUUAAUUAUAGGUCAAGAAUUGACCAGAGAGGCACGGAUGAGGACCACUUCAAACCAUUUCUAGAUGGAAACACCUGUACUUACAAAAAGAUCGAUCUCAGGGUUACCAAGGAAUUAGGAUUUGGGAGGGCUCAGGGUUUAGAUCAAGAGCAGAAAUGAGUGGAGAGGAAGAUAAAAAGUACUGUAAAUGAGAAGAAAGGCUUACUGUUGAGUGACAGAAGGGAUUCAAAUAAUAUUAGUGGUGCCAAUACUGUAGAUCGGACUCAUUGUCUGCUGGUUCAUUUUUCCUUUCGCUUUGAAACUCUUUGAGUUCUGCACUUUUUAAGCUUGCACAUAAUACGUUUCAUUUAGAUUUUAAUACUUAAAAGACUGUGCUUCCAGAUAUUGUAUUGGGAUUUGUCCUGUAUCGCAUAAAGCUGAAUUAAGUGCUUUUCGACUUUGUUUUUAGAGGAAUUGUUUGGCUAAAAUUAUAUUUUUAUUGUUAACUCACCCUCAUGUUUUAAAACCAUAUGAUGCUUUUAGCGUUUUCCUCAUUCAGCAUUUUUUAUACCUUUACAUCUGUUUCUUUUCUUCAUUUUAGAAGAAUUGAAAUUGGUCACUAUAUUAAUUGUUUUUUUUUUUUUUUGGUAGUGGUACAGAUUUUAAUGCUUCCCUCUAUGUUCCAUAGGAAGUCAAAACAGCAUAUGGGUUUUAAACAUUAACUGGAUGAAUGAAUAAUAACAACAAAAUCCUUUUUAGUGUCCGAGCAUUUGUGAUCCAGUAGACGAUGAGUCCGACUAAUGUCAGUUUUACUGCUAUUCAGGGCAGAGAGAUUUGAGUCGGAUGCAAUAGAAAGGUGCUGUAGCAUGUGCAGAAAAUGUUUCAGGGAGAAGAGAUGUAAACUGAGGAAACCGCAAAGGGCGAAUUUUUGUAAUUAUGUAGAUAGAACUAAAACAAUACUAAAAGAACAUCUAUCAGUAAGGGUUUUUAAACUGUACAUUUGUAAUUGAGACUGGCAGGUUUUUAUUUCAAAGUUAUUUUGUAUUCUGGACGUUUCCUUUUUUUUUUUUUUUGACGAUGCCACAUGUCAUACUGCCAUCUAGAGGCUCAGCUAAACUAAGGCAACUCCGCCCCACUGUCCUUAUAAGGGCAUGCUGCCAUUCAGUUGCAGUUGGUUUUAACUGGGCUACAAUUCAGUUUUUAGUUAAAGAUUGAACCUGGCUUGGUAAAUUAAGCCAUCUCCUUGACACUAUAGUGUAAAUAUGAUGUACAUGUCCAUAGAGGGGUUGAGUUACAAAUAAAUGCAUGAAACUGAUGUACAGAGACCAUUUGUGUACAAACAUACACGACAGGCAUUUAUAUAUGACUUUUGAGUAAAUAUGUGUAUAGUGUCAAAGGUUUUACAGGAAAGUCAUAUGAUUGUUUCUUGUUUACCACUUUUGAUCUAUAUUGUACUUAAACAAUCCGUGUGUAUAUACAAGCACUAACUCCUUGUAUAGGGUAAUAAUAAUUUUGCUAUGUGAAUCGGACGGUGAGACGGAGAAAAGAUGAUUAUUAUUACACCUACUACUGCCGCUGUAAUAUGUUGUACACUAAUUUUUCUUUUUUUCUACUUUAUCCUCCUUUUUUAAAACUUUUUGUUUAAUCGAUGCUUACAACUAGGCUGGAAACGUUGGCAGUGUCAGUAAAAGUCUCAUUUUAGUCAAAAAAUAUAAAGACUACCUAUCCCAGCAUUCCUUGUGUUACAUCUCAGGGUAGGAGUCUAUUGUGGAGUGAUCUGUCAGGAGAGUAGUAUUUUAGAGCCAGUAUUAAACUUGUACAGAGCAUUUUAAAAGAAAAUUUUAGCUGUGUAGACAAUUUCUAGGCAAGUGUCUCGAACAACCCCCCUCCAAUCCAGCAAGUUUUCUUCCUCCAUUUUAUGCCGGAAUGCAUUGUUUCUUUUGCGUAUUACAAGAAUGGACGAAAGGCAACACAAGCUGUUUACAAAUGAAAUCUCAGCGUGGCGAUAGAUAGAUAAGGCAGGUAUUGCCAACAAUAUUGUGUUCCUUUUAUGUGUUCCCACACUGCCAGCUCUGUUAAAACACCAGCGUUCACUAGGACCGUCUAUCUUGUUCUCCGUACCCAAGGAGAUACCUCACUUCCCUGUACCUCUCGCUCCAUUUCAGUGUUCAUAUUCUCUCCCUUUAAUUUUUGCUCCUUUUACCAGCAUUCCUAUGUUGUGUGUCCUUAAUUGGUUACUAGCAUUUAUGGACAAAGUAGGGGGAUGAAUAUACACCUCGGCCCACCUGUAGCUCUGGGCCACCAUGUAAUGUGUUUACAGCAAAACAUGCUGGAUUCUUCCUAGUGUAUCCUCUUGAGAGGGGUUGCGUUAUAAGAGGUAUGAAAUUGAUUGCGUCCUACAGUGUUUGAAAGAUUGGAGCCAUGAGGAUGGAGAUGAAACUGUGAUUGCAGAUAUAUGAAAGAUUUUGUCUGUGCUAAAAUGUAUUUCAAGAUUGAAAUGUGAUGUUUGAAAGGCUGAUGGAGAGAACGGUUGUUCAGAACUGUAGGCUCACAAAAAAAGGACUAAUUACAUUCAGGUGAAACGAAUACUGGCGGUCUCACGUGAUAAAGGACUUGUACAGUAAAGGAUUAACAAGUUAUUAAAAAGGAUACAAAAAUGAUCUGGUUUGUGUGAUCUGUCUGGGCUGAUGUUCGUGUUGUCUUUGAACUUGUGUUACUUGUUUGUUUGUUUUUUAUUGCAAAAAUACACAUCUGGCAUCUACCAUCACCACUGUGAUGCUGACUGAAGAAGAUAAAAGACCGUUUCCAUGGAGACAGAGGCAAUGCUAAGGUGAAAUUAACUGUGGCCUGCCAAAAGCACAUGUUGGGUCUGGGGAAGGGCUAUUUUUAGAUCAAGUCACAAAAGCGUCCUGGGUGAUUUUAUGUAAUAUAUUGCAGUAAUAUUUUCCAGGCCUAAUAUUUUCCUGUCAUUUUGUUCAAAUAGCAUUAUAAUCAACAAAAAACAAUUCUCUGGUUAGA